GUGACAAAUCAAAUCUCAAAAAUCAGCCUUUGCUAUAGACAAAAGUUCAAGAUUCGAAGAUGUCAGGCAGAGGCAAGGGAGGGAAGGGACUGGGUAAGGGAGGAGCAAAGCGCCACCGUAAGGUCCUCCGCGAUAACAUCCAGGGUAUCACGAAGCCAGCAAUUCGGCGUUUGGCUCGUAGGGGAGGAGUCAAGCGUAUCAGCGGUCUAAUUUACGAGGAAACCCGUGGAGUUUUGAAGAUCUUCUUGGAGAACGUGAUCCGUGACGCGGUUACGUACACGGAACAUGCGAGGAGGAAGACCGUGACUGCUAUGGAUGUUGUUUAUGCAUUGAAGAGGCAGGGCAGGACUUUGUAUGGAUUUGGUGGUUAGAUGAUUUAGGAAUUAGGGUUUUCAGUAAAUUGAGGAUUAGGGUUAUUGGCUUGUAUUUAGGUGAUUUAU
Messenger RNA from Hibiscus syriacus, 440 nucleotides. RefSeq names its product histone H4. Bases 60 to 371 code for a protein of 103 amino acids. Gene Ontology annotation, cellular component: nucleosome. The record is from RefSeq and is a predicted model, not a curated record. The transcript is spliced from 2 exons. Gene Ontology annotation, molecular function: protein heterodimerization activity; structural constituent of chromatin; DNA binding. Gene Ontology annotation, biological process: nucleosome assembly. NCBI's taxonomy places the organism in Eukaryota, Viridiplantae, Streptophyta, Magnoliopsida, Malvales, Malvaceae.